Messenger RNA from Lodderomyces theae, 348 nucleotides. RefSeq lists its product as uncharacterized. The transcript has a single exon. The coding region runs from base 1 to 348 and encodes 115 amino acids. NCBI's taxonomy places the organism in Eukaryota, Fungi, Ascomycota, Pichiomycetes, Serinales, Debaryomycetaceae. The record is from RefSeq and is a predicted model, not a curated record.
AUGAGAUCAUUACCACCUCCAAGAAUAACUAGAGCUAGAAGAUGGAAACGCAUCAAGCGUGCCUUGAAAAAUUUGGCCACCAAGGGCUACAUCUCUGAUUACGGUGUUUUCCACAGAAGAGCACUAUACUCCCGUCAUUUGUAUUCAAUAACAAAAGUUCAUAAACUGUCAAUAUUGUCUAGAAUGAAAAAGAGAAAGACUGACUUGCAGGUUUUCCAAACAGCCAAUUCGGGUUUGAGGUUAAUUAGACAACUCAGUAAGUUCUUGGCAAAAAUUUCGAUUCCCGGAUUGAAGGAAGACUUGCCUGGCACUCGGAGAGGUAAGAUGAGAUUGUCCUUGAAGAUGUGA